Messenger RNA from Microsporum canis CBS 113480, 765 nucleotides. RefSeq lists its product as uncharacterized. The coding region runs from base 1 to 765 and encodes 254 amino acids. The record is from RefSeq and is a predicted model, not a curated record. Lineage: Eukaryota; Fungi; Ascomycota; Eurotiomycetes; Onygenales; Arthrodermataceae. The transcript has 3 exons.
AUGUACCAGUUCGACCUUUUAGCUCUUUUUGCCUUUUCGACUAUAUCAUAUACAUACAUACCCGCUGGCGGCUUAAUUAUCGCCAUUCCUCUCUCUUUCCCUUUCUCUCUAGGAUUGAAGGGUUCUUUAUAUCAUUCUUGCUUGAUCUCUCCCACCUGCUCUUGCAUAGAUCCCUUCCCAGCGUCGAGGGUCAAGGCCAGCCCGCUUCUCAAUCUCAGUCCAACAACGGCUACCAUCCAACCCAUCCGCUACCGCGCAACAAUUGCUUUCGACAUAGUACUCUCCACCUUGCCUGUCUGCCUUGUCCCAAGGUCUAGUACUUUUGAAACAAAACAGAGACAAGAAACAAACAACAAGCGCGCAAGGGAGGGUAAGAACAGGUACAUCUGCUCUCAUCCACAAAGGGGCUAUUUUCGGUAUCAUCUGUUCAGACUUCACUCUUCUUGCUUUGCCUCUUGUCCAUCAUUAGAUUGCAAGAUAGCAGGAAGUGGGAAGGCUGCUAGAAACAGGGGGGGUCAUUAUCUUCUACAGGAUGUAUUCUUCACAGAGGUCUCCUUACUAUCAAUGUUCUUCACAAAAACCCAUGUUUCGUUAAUACUUGUCAGUCUGCAUCUGGAGAGAUUUAGGGCGGAUGUAAAUGCUAACUGGUUGGAAAUUAUAUGUUUUAGAUCUGAGGGAAAAAACGGUCAGAUCAAGCUGGCCAACCUGCAUGUCUCUGAUUCGCAGCCGGCCUUUUUUCCCUUCUCUCUCUCUUACAGAGAUUAG